Rotaria socialis is the source of this 1731-nucleotide messenger RNA. Lineage: Eukaryota; Metazoa; Rotifera; Eurotatoria; Philodinida; Philodinidae. The record is from the annotation of a GenBank genome assembly.
AUGGACGAUAGCACUCUUCAAAAACCAAAUGUUUAUAACAGAUACCUGCCCUUCUACGAUUCAAUUCAACGUCAAGCUUAUGCAGAAUUCGACGAGAUUCGUAUGCACCUCUCACGUAUUAUUCAACUGCGUGAAAUACGACCAGGUUUUUCAGUUUGGUCUUCCAAAUUGCAACAAUUCAUCUCACUUUACGGCUACCAUUUUACUAAAUCCGAUCAUCUCAAAUUGAUCGAUUUUUAUCUUUCCAUACUUUCCGCUGACAACUUAAGUUUAAUAGAUGUCCGCAUAUGUUUCAAUCUACUCGAAGUACUCUUGAAUGGCAUCGAACAGUCGUUUUUCAAUUGCAUACGCUGUUGUCGUUUCUACUUUUCGGCAACGGCUACUCAGGAAAUCUUAGAUGAAUUUCGUCCAUGGCUUUGUCCAUUCGAUUCGGCUUUCGGCGAUGCAAUGUAUUUUUUCGAUUGGUUCCUACCAGUUAAUUUACCGCCUAAUUUGCAUAAUCAAGGAUUCAAAGAAAGCAAAGCAGAUCGCAUUUGGCAAUUUAAGCCACUUCAAUCGUAUCGAUUAACGGAACAGGACAUCACUGAUUUUGUGAACUGUGCCGAAGAAUAUGUCUUCAUUUCCAUUUUCAACAAAACUUAUCAGGAAGAUGCAGCAAAGGCGUUUCGACAUCUGGCCAUGCUUCGACCAGAACUGGUCGUGCCAGCUAUUGUCGAACAACUCUUUUCAUCCGUCAACAGCAUAAAUGAGCCACAUCGUUUCACAUCGAGUUUGAGUUGUCUGACAGGCAUCACACGCCAAAUCGUUCAACAAACACUGAAUUUUCCUCAGGGUCAAACAUAUGUCUUACCCUUGCUGAUAUCUGUUUUGUCUGGUAUUGAUUCAAAUGAUUUCGAUAAGACAAGCAAGACUUUUCAAUUUCUAAAAGCCAUUCUCAUGCUCAUUACUUGUGUCGAUUGCUCAUCAGCAAUCAAUAUUCCAAACGAUCUCACUGAGGUCGAAAAAGAAGUGUGCUUAUUGACGGCCCAAUUCGAAGAUUUCAUCAUUGAAUUUCUUAAUCGAACAUUUCAAAUGGUCGAUAGUCUCUCGACUGAAGUGUUCGAUGGUUGGGUAGCGACAACUGCGAACGAUGUCAAUACUGAGAUAGAACUCACACCAGUGAUCCCCGGCAUCAUUGAACAGUGCAGUAGUAAAAUCUUUCAAGUGGUUCAAGAAAAGAUCAUAAACUUUCUUGCCGCUUCAUCAUUUACACCAAGAGUUAGCAAAUUACUCACUGAUCUGGUUCAGCCGAUUCUCGAGGCUAAUCCAAUUGAAACACUCAAGUAUAUCAUGCCACAAACAUGCGAACGCAUUGAAAAAAUAAUGCAUGAUUCCGAAGCAACCAUACUUACAGAUCACAAGGGUGAUAUGGAGCUCACCUGGUGUUUAAUUCUCUUCUCCAAACUUCUCCAAGCUCGUGGCGAUACUUUGCUCGUCUACAAAUCGAUGAUUUCAUCCGUCUUUCAUCGAUGUAUUCAUAUCAUUCAUAAGAAAUCAUAUGAAGCUAUUGCCAAUGCAGCAAAAAACUUGCUCAAAUCCUUUUCGUAUGUCUAUCCAAUCGAUUAUAGGUUGACAGUGGAAAACAUCGAUGGACCAUUUAGUGACUUUUUGCCUAUUCGAGUAAGUCUUUUUUGUUUUCAAAAAGAGAAAGUAACAAUCAGUUCAGGUAUGGGGUCAACAUGCGGAAUUUGA